AUGAUAAAAGGUAAUAAUGUUGUAAUUAUUGGUGUUGGUUUUAGAUUUUUAAAAAACAAUACAUAUAUAAAUAAUAUUAAUGAAUUAUUGGAAAACAAAAUUCAAAAUGAACUAAAAGAAAUUAAGUCAUCAGAUUCAAUUUCAAAUGAAAUUAAAGAAUUUGAUUCUUCUUUAUUUUUCAAAUUAGAUGAGAGUAAAGAUAAGAUUAGUGAAAAACAAAUCCUCCUUUUGAAAUGUAUUUGGGAAUCAAUGGAAAAUGCAAAUAUUGAUCCAACCAAUUUACAAACUUCAAUUAAAACUUCGGUUUUGAUUGGCUCAGAUCAAUAUGAACCAGGAAUGCCAGAUUCGAUAAGAGUCUCUCAAGCAUUCAAUUUGAAAGGUGAAUGCUUAACUAACAAUGGUGUUGGUUCGAUUGUUGCCUCAUUAAAAUUUGGUUAUAAGUCUAUAUUUUUUGGUGACUCAAAAAUUGCAAUCAUUGGAGGUUCAAAUAGAAAUAAAAAUGGUGAAAUUGAACAAGUUGGUGCAUUUAUUUUAAAGGGUUUGGAAGAUGCAAUCGCUGAUAAUGAUAAUAUUUAUUGUUCAGUAAGAGAUAUUAAUGAAAUAUCCGAUUUAGAAAUUCCAAGAACUGAUAAUAGAUAUUCCGUUAAUAAAAUCUCUGAAUCUGUUGGUAUCAUAUCAAUGAUUAAAUCAUUUUUAAAAUUUGAAAAUAUCUCAAAAAGUAAAUUAAUUUUCAAUACAAUUGUUUAUGGUCCUUAUCAUUCACCUAGUUUCAUUUUUUCAAAACAUUUUGAAAAUAAUUAUAAUAAUAAUAAAGAAAUUAUUUAUAACAAAAACAUUUCAAGAGAAGAAGAUCAACCAUCGCCAUCAUUAAUUUAUAAAGUUGAAAGUCAAAAUUAUUUAAUUCCAUUCUCUGCAAAUUCUAUAAAUUCUUUAAAAAAAGUACAAUCAAUUAUAAUUGAAGAUAAAAACAAUGAAUUUCAAUCAACCAUACCAUUUAAAGAUUUUGUAAAACAUCAAAUUAAUUCAAGAUCAAUUAAAUUAAAAUCAAAAUCAAUAAUUAUUGCAAAGGAUUGGGAUGAAUUAAAGAAUAUUCAAACUUCAAUUAAUUAUUCACCAAUUUUAAAUUAUAGUAAUAAUAAUAAUAAUAUUAAUGAUGAUGAAUCUGUAAAUGUAUUUGUAUUUUGUGGUCAAGGUCCACAAUAUAUUACAAUGAUGGAUGAUUUGUAUAAUAAUGAAGUUUUUUUUAAGAAAUCAGCAGAUUUAAUUAAUGAAAAAUUAAUUAAAUAUUUAGGAUUUUCACCAUUAGAAAAAUUAAAAUCAAUUGCUGAUUGUUCAAAUUUAAUUAAUGAAUCAACAAUUUCACAACCUUUAUUAUUUAUUUUUAAUAUUUCAUUAUUUGAAUUAUAUAAACAUUGGGGUAUUAAACCAUCAAUUAUUGUAGGUCAUUGUAUUGGUGAAGUUUUCGCUGCCUAUUGUUCUGGUAUGUUUGACUUAGAAACUGCAUGUUUAUUAGUAUCCCAAAGAGGAAUUGCACAGGAUUCAACCAAUGGUAUUGGUAAAAUGUUAUCUUUAUCAAUUGGAAAGAAUGAAUAUCAAUCUAUUAUUCCAAUUGAAAAUUAUCCAAAUGUGGAAUUUAGUUGUUUCAAUUCACCAAAUUCUAUCGUUAUUGGUGGACCUGAACAUGAUCUAAACGAAAUAUCUAAAAUCUUAUUAAACAAUGGUGUAACAGCAACUAUGUUAAGUUCACUUGCAUCUUGUCAUACAUCAAGUCAAAAUAAAACAAGAGAACAUCUUACAAAUUUAAAAUUUAAACAUCAACAACCAAUAGUUCCAACUUUUUCAACAGUUAAUACAAAACUUUUCGAUAACGAAUCAACAAAAUUCGAUUCAACUCAUUUAUUCAAUUGUAUUGCACUUCCUGUUUAUUUUGAUGAAACAAUUUCAAACAUUUAUAAAUAUAUUGAAGAUAAUCAAUUAGGUUCAAAAGUUACAUUCUUUGAAAUGGCACCACAUCCAUCAUUAUCAAAUUAUUUAAAGGAAAUGAUACCAAUCUCUUCUAAAUACUUUAAUGAUGGUGAUUCAGUUUCAGUAUAUUCACCAUGUCAUAAAAGGAAAAAUCACCAUCAAGAGUUUCAAAAAACUUUAAUUGAUUUAUAUCUCAAUAAUUUUAAUAUUGAUUUUAAUUGUCAAUUUGGUGGGGAAAAUAGAUAUGAUAAAAGUUUCAAGAAAAAUACAACCAAAUUACCAUUUUAUCAAUGGUGUGAUAAAUCAAUCGAAAUCAAUGAAUCAUCCAAAGAUGAUAGUAAUAUAACAUUUGAACAAUUAUUCUUUAAAAAAUCUGCUCAAUUUAUAAAAUUCAGUGAUGAAUCAUUAAUUGAUAGGAAUGAAAGAUUAAUUAGAUAUGGUGCAGACUCAUUAAUUAUUGUUCAAAUUAAGAAUUGGGUUGAUAGAUAUUUAAAGGUUAAAAAUUUAGUUACAAUUCAACAACUUCAAAAUAAUUCAAUCAAUGAUUCUAUUAUAUUAAUUGAACAAAAGUAUAAAGAGUUUUUAGAUGGUAAAUUAAUUUCAAAAUUAGAGAUGACCAAAGAAGAAAGAAAACAAUUUUGGGAGAAUGAAAUGAAAUUGGAUCCAUCAAUUCAACAUUUAAAAAUUGUUAAAGAAAAUGAUAAAAGAGUUUUCAUAACUGGUACAACAGGAUUUUUAGGAGCUCAUAUGUUGGUACAUUUAUUAAAAUUAUCAAAUUGUUCAGUUACUUAUUGUCUCUUAAGAAAUAAAUCCAAUUCGACAAAUCCAAUCAAUGAAAUUAUUAAUAAUUUAAAACAUCAUAAAGUUUAUGAUCAAUUGAAUCAAAUUCAACUUUCAAAGAUUGUACCAGUUAUUGGUGAUUUAGCAAAGGCUAGAUUGGGUUUAUCAGAUAAAGAUUAUUCACUGAUUGCAAACAAUGCGAAUUUAAUUAUAAACUCUGGUGCUGAUUUAAAUUUAGAAUCUGAUUAUAACUCUAAUAAACCUGUCAAUGUUGAUGGUAUAGUUGAGAUUAUUAAAUUAUCAAUCUCUGAUCAUAUCAAUGGAAUUCAAAAACCAAUUGUAAACUUUUCAACUUUUACAGUAUUUAUAAAUCAAUCUCUAAAUGGUGAAGAAUUUGAUGAAUCUAUUUUACCAUCAUUAGAUAAUAUUGAUAAUUUACCAGCUGGCUAUAUGCAAAGUAAAGUGGUUGGAGAGUAUUUAUUAAUUGAAGCUGCAAGAAGAGGUAUUCCAUCAAUGUUAAUUAGACCACCUUCAAUCUUUUCUCAUCCAGAAACUGGUGUUGGACUUUCAAGUGAUUUCUUUCAACUUUCAGUUCAAUGUUGUUAUGCAACUGGCUAUUAUCCAGAUGUUGAUAUGAAAGUAUUAUUAACUCCUGUUGAUUGGGUCUCUGAUAAUACAAUGAAUUUAAUAUUAACAGACAAAUGUUGGGAUGAAUCAAAUCAUGGAAAAUUAAAUAUUUACAAUGUCUAUGGUGAUAUUACUGCUCCAAAAGAUAUCUAUGGUCCAAUGAAUAAAAUUUAUAAUUGUAAACCAAUCGCCUUUGGAAAAUGGAGACAAAUGAUCAUGGAUUCUGAUGUUUUAUCAUGUGUUAAAUUCCGUUCUUUCCAUUCAAUGGAUUUCCAUGAAAAACAUAAUAUUGAUAAAGGUUUAAACCUUUCAAAGAGAACUAAAAAUUUGCUCAAGUCAAUUGGUUCUUAUAACGAAAAUUGGAAAGUAAAUGAAAAAAUGAUAAUUAGUCAUAUUAAUUAUAUUUUUAAUAACAAUAAUUAA
Molecule: messenger RNA, 3795 nt
Organism: Dictyostelium discoideum AX4
Lineage: Eukaryota; Evosea; Eumycetozoa; Dictyosteliales; Dictyosteliaceae
Product: beta-ketoacyl synthase family protein
Exons: 1
Coding region: 1-3795 (1264 amino acids)
Molecular function (GO): transferase activity; acyltransferase activity
Source: RefSeq, a predicted model, not a curated record